This is a messenger RNA of Aspergillus wentii DTO 134E9, 1062 nucleotides long. RefSeq names its product asparaginase. The coding region runs from base 1 to 1062 and encodes 353 amino acids. The record is from RefSeq and is a predicted model, not a curated record. NCBI's taxonomy places the organism in Eukaryota, Fungi, Ascomycota, Eurotiomycetes, Eurotiales, Aspergillaceae. The transcript has a single exon.
AUGGCACCGACAAACCAUAUCACUGUAUACCGAGGCAGGGUCGUGGAAAACCGCCACGCAGUCCAUGCAGCUAUAGUCGACUCUACCGGUAAACUGCUAUAUGCAGUUGGUGACCCAUCACGAAUCACAUUACCCAGAUCAUCCACGAAACCAGCGCAGGCAGUCGCCGUCCUUGAAACCGGUGCAUUCGAUAUAUUUCCAUUCGACGAUGAAGAUCUGGCAUUGUCCUGCUCAUCACAUAGCAGUGAAGAAAGACAUAUCGCCCGAGUAAACAGCAUGUUGGCCAAGGUUCAGGCCAAUGAAGCCGAUCUCCGUUGUGGUGGCCAGUCUUCGAUAUCGGAGCAAGUAAAUCAGUCGUGGCUUAAGAGAGACUUUGUCCCUACUGCGGCCUGUAGUAACUGCUCUGGAAAGCAUGUGGGCAUGUUAGCCGGAGCAAAGGCACUGGGGACUGAAAUAAGUGAUUAUCAUCUUCCCACGCAUCCAAUGCAGCAGCGCGUGAUGCAGGUCGUGGAGGAGCUAUCCGGAGCAGAGAAGAACAAGUGCGAAUGGGCUGUUGAUGGGUGCAAUCUACCUACGCCGGCAUUUCCUCUCCGCUGCUUCGCACGAAUCUAUGCAGGAUUCGCAGCAGCAGCAGAUGAGGAUGCAGCAGAUACCGCCACCAAUGUAUCUCGAACAAAAGCCAUGGCUCGAAUCUUCCACUCUAUGAAUCAAUAUCCAGAAUUGGUUGGUGGAAAAGGCAGAUUCUGCACAUUAACAAUGAAGAACUUUCAAGGCGCGCUUGUAUGCAAACCUGGAUCACAAGGCUGCUGUGGAAUUGGGAUACGGGCAUCAGAAAAGACACGACAGCUAGGAGCAGAUGGUGCAAUGGGGAUAUCAGUCAAGAUUGAAGAUGGGAAUAUCGAUAUUCUCUAUUCGGCUGUGGUGGAGAUAUUAAAACAGCUUGAUAUUGGGACACUGGAUUCUGAGGCAUUGUCUGCUUUUCACCAUCCGAAGAUCUUGAGCACGACUGGAGCUGUCAUCGGCCAUGUUUCGCAUAUGUUUCAGAUACGACGCUGCAUAUAA